Knipowitschia caucasica is the source of this 2310-nucleotide messenger RNA. The record is from the annotation of a GenBank genome assembly. Lineage: Eukaryota; Metazoa; Chordata; Actinopteri; Gobiiformes; Gobiidae.
AUGGAGGCAAGCGCGCAGCUACUUUUCUUAAUUGCGGCCUUUUUUAUGCAGGGAAUUUACGCACAGGACUUCUAUGGACACAGCCUCACGUUUCUACCACCACAAAGAAAUUUAGAUGGAACCACAUUGGUUGGGGUGGUCAGCAGAGACAAUGGCCGCUUGUCCUGUCCCGCUCCGCUGGAGUACACAUGCGGCGACAGCGGCGUUUGCACGAACAUCGACGCAGACACUGCUACCGUGACAACCAAUGACGGCACGGGACAACAGCGCUGGUGCCAGUCAGAGCAGGACACCAGCAUCACGGUGACGACUGGAGCCAAGAGCCUCUCACUCAGCUCCAAGGGCUGCUGCUGGUUGUCGAAUGUUGAAAAUGUGAAGGACUGGAGCGCAGUGGCUCAGAUGGAUUUGGGACAACGCUCAGACACGUUCAGCAUCAACCACUGCCCUGUGUCAGCCACCGUGUCCUCCAUGAGAGUGCCACAGAACUGCUUUUCAAAGGUCUCCCUUUUGGCUCAUGAUCCAGACGGAGAUGAAGUCAAGUGCAGCUUAACGAGCACCACGCCAACGAACAUUGUGCUCGAUGAGAACAAAUGCGUGCUGAGCUCUACUGGGGCCUUGAGUACAGGAGUGCAUGUGUUUGAGGUGCUGCUGGAGGAUUUCCCCAUCAAGAACAUAGACCUGAACUAUCCGGAUGGGAAAGUGGUCCAGCUGAACGUGUCUAACCCAAACCUCAGCUCCCUGUGCAGCGUCAAGCUACUCUUCUCCAUUGAAGUGCUGCCUCCGCUGCCCUCCUGUGAGCUGGGUCACGUUCAGCCCAUGUUCCUGUCCAAGACCCCGUCCCAGGGCUCUCUCCUGUACGCCUCAGGGGGAAAGACCAUCACCAUUGUGAUCGAGGCCCAGGCCCAACACAACAGCAUUAAGGACUUCCAGGUGAGCGGGCCUCGCAACAUGACCAAGGUGUUCUCUGACCACCCACUGGGGAAGGCUGCGGUGACCCUGAGCUGGACUCCACACCACCAGGACCUGUACCGACAUGUGCCCAUCUGCUUCACAGCAGAGACUGAUGAAACCCAAUCAGAGAUGCGGUGUGCUGUGAUAGUCGUGACCAAAUCCACGAUAACUCAAGGAAACGCCAUCGUGAAGUGCCAGGCUGACAGGAUGACGGUGUCUCUGGAGAAAGCCUCGGUUCCUGGGAUUGAUGAGAACUUCCUGAAGUUAUUGGACCCGUCCUGCUCCCUGACCUUCAACAGCACUCACAUCAUGGGCGCCAUGACCUACUCCACCUGUGGCACCAAAGUCGAGGACAAGGGGGACUUCAUUGUCUUCUUCAAUGAAAUCGACUCCUUUGAGUUGCCCACGGAGAUCAUCACAAGAAGGAGGAAGGUCAAGCUGGGCUUCUCGUGCCAGUUUCCCAAGUUCUUAUCUAUCUCUACCCACUACAACGUGCACACCAACGACUACAUCUUCACAGAGUCCACUUUUGGCAGCUUCCAGUACGCCUUCGAGAUCUACAAAGACGCUCAAUUCACGGAGAAGGUGCAGCCCAACGAGUAUCCAGUGGAGAUUGAGCUUUUCCAGAACUUGUACAUGUGCAUCAGGGCAACGUCAGAGCUACAGAACGUGAAAAUGUUCGUGGAGUCGUGUCGAGGGACUCCUGAUGAAAAUCCGGAUAACACUCUGUUCUAUGACCUCACCAAAGAUGGCUGUUCUAAAGACGAGACGUUCAACGUGGCUAAGUCCACAGACGACACCUACUGCUUUCAAGUUCAAUCGUUCAAAUUCAAUGGAAACAACGAUCAGGUCUACAUCACCUGCUCGGUUAUCCUGUGUGACAAGGACAGCCCCUUCUCCCGCUGUGCGCAGGGCUGUGUGGAGAACGCCAACCAGGCCAGACGGCGGCGCCGACGGAGCCUCUCCAAAGAGACAGAGGACCACCGCAUCACCCAGGGGCCCUUCAUCUUUCAGAACGCAGACUCUCUUCUCAGCAGUGAUAGCAUGGCAUUGAUUGCUGAUGCCGAGUUAAAGCCCACCCCGCUCCCCACCACAGCCAUAAGCAAGAGAGUCAAGUUAACAGAGCCUGGCCAGAGUUGGCUUGAUCGCUCAUCAGAAUCCGGAGAUGUUGUUUAUGUGGAAGACGAUGACGUUGAAGACGACUUCCUUGAGAUUCGGGAGAUCCUCGCCUCACACUGGAUCACCGCUGUCUUCGCCACAAGCUUCUUCCUCGCCAUCAUCACUAUGGUCUUCCUCGUCUGCUACUUCACAAAAAAGAGGCGAGCAGAGGACAGGAAGAUGUUGCUGGAAUCAGAGUGA